GUUUUUCACAAUGACAACCAUCUGUUUGUACAGAUUAAAUCCUCCACGCAUAUUAUUUUUCUUCGUAACAACUGUCACACUAGAUAAAUAACAAUGACACGACAUAGACAUAUCCCGUUUAAUUUCUUCCCAGCUCUAGACAAAUCUAUAAAGUUGAAGUUGAAAGAAGCAAAUAAAAAUUGUCCCUGAAGGAAACACUUAUAACUUACCAUUGUCUACAAUCACUUCUAUCCAUUUCUCAAUUAUGAGCUGGUGGUGGUCCGGAGCUAUCGGCGCUGCCAAGAAGAAAUUUGAUGAAGAUGAAGCGCCCCGAAACUUCCAGAGCGUGGGACUAGUAAUCGGUAUAACAGGCAUCGUCGGAAACAGCCUCGCUGAAAUUCUACCUCUGGCCGACACACCAGGUGGUCGAUGGAAAGUCUACGGCGUUGCACGGCGUCCACGACCUUCCUGGAACGCCGAUCAUCCGAUCGAAUACAUCCAAUGCGAUAUCACCGAUCCAAACGACACACAAACCAAACUCUCCGUUCUCACUGACGUCACACACAUCUUCUACGUCAGUUGGACAAACCGUCCAACGGAAGCUGAAAACUGUGAAGUUAACGGCGCUAUGUUGAAAAACGUUCUCAGUGCUGUUAUCCCAAACGCUCCGAAUCUCCGCCACGUGUCACUUCAGACCGGUGGAAAACACUAUUUAGGACCGUUUGAUCUGAUCGGGAAAAUUAAGAGUCAUGAGCCUCCGUUUACCGAGGAUCUACCGCGUUUGGAUGCACCGAAUUUCUAUUACACUCAGGAAGAUAUUUUGUUUGAAGAAACCAAAAAGAAAGAGGGUUUGAGUUGGUCUGUUCAUAGACCACAAGUUAUCUUUGGAUUUUCACCUUAUAGUUUGAUGAAUAUUGUUGGUACUCUUUCUGUUUAUGCAGCAAUUUGCAAACAUGAAGGUGUUCCGUUGAGAUUUCCCGGUACAAAAGGAGCUUGGGAGUCUUAUUCUGUGGCUUCUGAUGCUGAUUUGAUUGCAGAGCAACAUAUUUGGGCGGCGGUGGAUCCUUAUGCGAAGAAUGAAGCGUUUAAUUGUAGUAACGGUGAUGUUUUCAGGUGGAAGCAGUUAUGGAAGGUUUUGGCGGAACAGUUUGGGAUUGAGGAGUAUGAAUUUGUUGAGGAAGGUCCUCGUUUGAAGUUGUCGGAGUUGAUGAAGGAUAAGGGUGCUGUUUGGGAGGAGAUUGUGAAGGAGAAUCAGUUGACACAAACGAAGCUUGAAGAUGUUGCUGAGUGGUGGUUUGUGGAUCUUAUGCUUGGAGGGGAAGGAACUGUAGAUAGCAUGAAUAAGGCUAAAGAACAUGGGUUUGUGGGAUUCAGGAAUACCAAGAAUUCUCUCAUAUAUUGGAUAGAUAAGACCAAAGGUUACAAGAUUGUUCCGUGAGUAAAUGUUGUUGAUCUUCUUUCUGUUUUUGUACAAGUUAAACUAGAACUCCAGUUGCUUAAUAAUGGGUUAAAGAAAUUGUACAUUUAUCCUUGUUUAUGAUCAUGUUGUGUGUGCUGUUUCAUUGUUGUACUAAUAAUAAUAAUGUUGUACUGUGAGAUUGAAUUUUGCUUUUUGUAAAUGAAUUCUUGCUGCUGGAGUACCUCUCUUA
Trifolium pratense (red clover) is the source of this 1628-nucleotide messenger RNA. RefSeq names its product (S)-8-oxocitronellyl enol synthase CYC2-like. The transcript is spliced from 2 exons. The record is from RefSeq and is a predicted model, not a curated record. The coding region runs from base 245 to 1417 and encodes 390 amino acids. NCBI's taxonomy places the organism in Eukaryota, Viridiplantae, Streptophyta, Magnoliopsida, Fabales, Fabaceae.